AUGCCGCAACGAAUUGUCAUCAUAGGCGCUGGCUUCGCUGGCAUGUACAGUGCCCUGGCCGCCCGGCGACUGAUUUCCCAGAAUGGCAGAGACCAAGACAUUGAAACCGUCGUCAUCGCACCCGAGCCAACACUUGCGGUUCGGCCCCGACUUUACGAAGCAAAUCCCGGCACCAUGGCAGCGCCUCUUGGAGAUCUCUUCACAGCGACUGGGGUGAAAUUUAUUCAGGGUGUCGCAAAGACCAUCGACACCAAGAUGCGACAGGUUGGAGUAGUAAACACGGGAGGAGACGCAGCCGUAGUAGAUUACGACCGGCUCAUUUUGGCUGCGGGAAGUCAACUGAGGGUUCCCAAUGUUGACGGGUUGAAGCAACACUCGUUCAAUGUGGACCAGCUACACUCGGCAAUCGCACUGGACCAACAUCUUCACAGUCUACCACGGGCCCCAGAUUGCCCUGCUCGCAACACUGUCAUUGUGUGUGGUGGCGGCUUCACGGGCAUCGAGCUGGCAGCAGAACUGCCCGCUCGACUUCGUUCCAUAUUGGGGCAGGACACAGAGACCAGAGUCAUAGUCGUCGAACGAAACCCAACUAUAGGCCCAGGCCUAGGGCCGAGCCCGCGACCCGAGAUUCAGAAAGCACUGGACGGCUACAGCGUGGAACUAAAACUCGGUGUUGCUGUCACGUCCGUCGACGCCGGCGGUGUCGUAACCUCGGCGGGCGAGAGGAUCGAGGCCAGUACUGUGGUUUGGACUGGUGGCAUGGUGGCAACCGGCUUGACACAACAAAUUCCGGGGGAAAAGGACGGACUGGGCCGCCUCGUGGUUGAUGAGAACCUCCGCGUCGCGCAAACAAAGCAUGUCUUUGCGACUGGAGAUGCUGCUUGCGCCGUAACCGACGAGGACGGCCACACGGCCAUGAUGAGUUGCCAACAUGCCCUUGUGCUUGGCCGGUCGUCGGGCCACAACGCCGCCGCCGAUCUCCUAGGUCUUCCCAACCGUCCGUAUAGCCAGCCGGAUUACGGCACUUGCCUUGACCUCGGGCCCAAUGGAGCAGUGGUAACCGCCGGUUGGGAUCGUCAGGUCGUCUUCACGGGCAGCCAGGCCAAGUCGGUCAAGCAAUUCAUUAACACGACUCUCAUCUAUCCCCCUCCAGCAGAUGCAAAAGAGGCCUUUGCAGUUGCAGACCCGGACUACAAGUUGCCCAAUUUGGAACCGCCACCUGUGCCGGUCGCUGUCAAGGCAUGA
Messenger RNA from Metarhizium brunneum ARSEF 3297, 1245 nucleotides. RefSeq lists its product as uncharacterized. Gene Ontology annotation, biological process: aerobic electron transport chain. Gene Ontology annotation, molecular function: NAD(P)H dehydrogenase (quinone) activity. The record is from RefSeq and is a predicted model, not a curated record. NCBI's taxonomy places the organism in Eukaryota, Fungi, Ascomycota, Sordariomycetes, Hypocreales, Clavicipitaceae.